Molecule: messenger RNA, 311 nt
Organism: Frieseomelitta varia
Lineage: Eukaryota; Metazoa; Arthropoda; Insecta; Hymenoptera; Apidae
Exons: 2
Coding region: 1-279 (92 amino acids)
Biological process (GO): synapse organization
Cellular component (GO): neuron projection membrane
Source: RefSeq, a predicted model, not a curated record
AUGACGUUGCAGGUUUCCUGGGUCCGGCAUAGGGACGUUCAUCUGCUCACCAUCGGUCGUUACACGUACACGAACGACCAGCGAUUCAGGCCGAUCCACAACGCGCAGACGGACGAUUGGACGCUGGAGAUCAAGUAUCCACAACUUCGGGAUAGCGGUUAUUACGAGUGUCAGGUCUCAACGACGCCACACAUGAGUCACAUCGUAUACCUGGAUGUGAUCGGACUGAUUGUUGCCUAUAUCUCUCCAUCUCUGUCUCUUCAAUUCAUUCGUGGGUAACUAAGUAGCAAUCACACGGUGAAAAAAUAUUA